Messenger RNA from Archocentrus centrarchus (flier cichlid), 534 nucleotides. RefSeq names its product ATP-binding cassette sub-family B member 9-like. The transcript has 4 exons. Gene Ontology annotation, molecular function: ATP hydrolysis activity; ABC-type oligopeptide transporter activity; ATP binding. Bases 1 to 534 code for a protein of 177 amino acids. The record is from RefSeq and is a predicted model, not a curated record. NCBI's taxonomy places the organism in Eukaryota, Metazoa, Chordata, Actinopteri, Cichliformes, Cichlidae.
AUGCUACAUUCUGUUACAGUGGAUCCAAGGACAGCCCCCUUCUGUUACACAAUGGUGGCACUCGUGGGUCAAGAGCCUGUGGUGCAGGCUGCCACAGAGGCUAAUGCUCGUGAUUUUAUUUCCAACCUUCCUAAAGGCUACGAAACAAAUGUUGGAGAGAAGGGCACGCAGUUGUCAGGUGGACAGAAACAAAGGGUUGCCAUUGCAAGAGCUCUCAUCCGUAACCCUCCUGUUCUUAUUCUGGAUGAGGCCACUAGUGCUCUGGAUGCAGAAAGUGAACACAGUGUUCAGCAGGCUCUGAACAAUAUCAUGCGGAACCACACAGUGUUGGUGAUCACCCAUCGGCUCAGCACAGUGGAGAAGGCAGACAACAUUAUUGUAAUUGACAGGGGCCACGUCGCAGAACAGGGAUCUCACAGUCAGCUGAUGGCCAGUGGUGGACUCUACUCUACGCUGGUUCAGAAGCAGGUCCUGGGCAUGGAGACUGGGGCGGAGGUUCUCAAUUCAUCAGAAAAUGGCAACUGUAAGGCAUGA